AGUCUGCAGCGAGCGAGUGGGACAGUUCACAUUCCGGGCUGAAACAUCGAGCUGCCCCCCUUCCAGCUGGUCACCCUCAUGGAAGCUGUGCUCAGCAGGAAUUGAAUGACCUUCAUAAUCCUCCACCAGUGGCCUCUCCUGACAGCACAAUGGCCGCUGGAAUGGAGGAGAAUUGGCCGGUCCCAAUGAGAGCGAUUGGAGCUCAGAACCUUCUCACUAUGCCGGGAGGAGUUACACAGUCUGGCUAUCUCCAUAAGAAAGGAGGAUCCCAAUGGAAGAUCAUGAAGUGGCCACUGCGAUUUGUUAUCAUUCACAAGGGCUGCAUUUAUUACUUCAAAUCCAGCACCGCGGCCUCUCCACAGGGAGCUUUUUCUCUCAAUGGGUACAACAGAGUUAUGAGAUCAACAGAAGAAACAACAUCAAGCACUGUGUUUCCCUUCAAAAUCAUUCACAUUAAUAAGAAACACAGAACCUGGUACUUUUCAGCAGCAUGCGAGGAGGAGAGAAAGAAAUGGAUGAUGGGUUUGCGAAAAGAAAUUGAUCGUUAUCAUGAGAAGACAGACAUGCAAGGGAAUUUGAGUGACUAUUCUGAUGCCGAGAAGUUUUAUGGCUCAAUAGAGCGUCCAGUACAGAUAAAAUACACAGCAAAAGAAUCAGAAUCUGGAGAUUACGCAGUUGAUGAGGAGGAGGAGGAAGAGGAAGAAGAGGAGGAGGAUGACUACCUGAGACCAGAUGGACUCUCUGUAGAAUCAGAAGGUGUUCGCCCUAUGUUGAAUUCUCCAAGUCAGCUAGAAAAGAGCAAUAAAAAACCACUUCCUCCUCUGCCACCACCCACACAAAGACGCAUGUCACAUGAGUUGGUCAUUAUUAAAGAAGGUGUAUCAAGUUCAUCACAGGAUCAUUUGCCUUCCCCUUCUUCUACAAAAACUGAAACCAGUGCAUUGUUCAAAUGUCUGUCUCCCAAAGCUUCUCCAGGCUGUCCAAACCCCCCUAAUGUACAUUUAAAAUCCACUUCAAAUGGAAAGGAGCAACACAGGAGAUACUCAGAAACUACAGACUCUGACAUCAAAGUGAAAAGCAAAUUUGCAAUGGAGUUAAAUAAGCAUUUACAACAUACAGCUGGAAAAGAGACAUCACUUGAUGUUGUAUCCCCUUCUGUACUCUUCUACAAAGGACAUAAUUCUGGAUCUCCUUCCACACUCAUGAGCAAAGCAUUAGGCACAGUACCUCUUCCAGUGCCUAUAAACAAAGGAACUGUCACUGUACCUCCUCCAGUACCAAUGAAUAAGAGAACGAGCACUGUACCUCCUCCAGUACCAAUGAAUAAGAGAACGAGCACUGUACCUCCUCCAGUGCCAAUGAAUAAGGGAGCUAACACUGUACCUCCUCCAGUGCCAAUGAACAAAGGAACUGGCACUGUACCUCCUCCAGUACCAAUGAACAAAGCAGCUAACACUGUACCUCCUCAAGUACUAAUGAACAAAGCAGCUAACACUGUACCUCCUCCAGUACUAAUGAACAAAGCAGCUAACACUGUACCUCAUCCAGUGCCAAUGAACAAAGGAUCUAAUGCUGCACCUCCUCCAGUCCCUGGCAAUAAAGGAUUUACUGCUGAAUCUACAAUAUUUAUGAGCAAAGAACCAAGCACUGCAUCUCCUUCAAUACUCACGACAAAAGGAUGUAAUGCUGGAUCUCCUCCUGCACCAUUGCCCAAAGGAUCGAAUGCAAGCCCUCCUCCAUUACCAGCAAACAAACCCAUGUUUACACCAAUUCCAUCUGAACUGGUACAGGUCAAGCCUAAACUAUAUAAACCAGAACUGCUGCCAAAAGGAACUUCAGCUUUCACCAAGCAACUACCUCCUGCUGUUAAGCCUAACUUUCAACAACAUGAUACAAAACUGCCAAAACCCUUACACCGCUCAUCUCCUGAAGGACGAAGUUUUCGGUCUGCUGAAACUGAAAAGCUGGUUCCACGCCUAAGGUCUCAAUCGCAGCCAUCACGGAGCCAUGUAACUGAGAGUGAUGAUGAUGAUUAUGAAAAUGUACAGCUGCCACCCUCUGUCUUUGUAAAUACAACAGAAUCCAAUGAUGUUGAGAGGUUGUUCAUAUCUACACAUCCCAGAUCCAACCCAGAGAAUGGACUGUACUGUAUACGGAAUUCUUCAAAGGCAGGAAAGGUUUUAGUUGUAUGGGAUGGCUCAGAGAAGAAAGUGAGAAACUACAGAAUUUUUGAAAAGGAAUCCAAGUUCUUCCUAGAAGCGGAUGUAAAGUUCAUAUGCCUCGCAAGCAUGGUUGAGUUUUACCAUAAGCACACACUUCCAAUACAUGACAAUUUACGUCUCAAAGUGCCUUAUGGCUAUGAGCACCCAACAUGACAUUAACUCUUCAUAUACUGCCUCUUUGGAUGUGAAACAAAUCAAUAUGAUCAACAAGACAAAUUAAACUGCACAUGAAAAGCUUGGAUGAUUUAAGCAAUACUGUUCUAGAAGAAGGCAGAAAGAAAGAAAAAAAAACAGAAUUGUUGUACAUUCCAUCAGUUAUUGUAACAGGACAACCUGGAAAGCUGUGAAAUAUCAUUUAUCAAAGCAAAAAGGCUGUAAUGCCUUCUGUUGACUUCUCUCACGUUUCUGUGUCAUACAGAAAAGAUACUGGCAAUUGUUGGAACUGAGAUAAAUCUUUUCCUUUUCUGGUUGUGAAGCACUUUCUGCUCAGAAUCCUGACCAAUCAGAGACAACUAUCGGAUCACCUGGGCUCUUCAAACUCUGCAUUUAUUGUCAACAUCCACCUCAAGACCAGAGUUCUGAGGAACAUUUGACGCAAAAUAUUAACUCUGAUUUCUCUCCACUGAUGCUGGCAGACUUGCUGAGCAUUUCCAGUAAUUCCUAUUUUUGUCUCCAGAGACAUAGAGAUAUGUAGCAUGGGCCUGUAUUACAAUUUAAUUUGCCUUUUCAGCACUGACCUACUAUAUUGAUUAAUAAUCCUGUAAUUGGAUUCCUUAUACAUUCCUCUGGUAACAAUUAGAAUUUAUUGCACAUUAAAAGGAAUUCCAAGACGAGAGAAAA
Messenger RNA from Hemiscyllium ocellatum (epaulette shark), 3062 nucleotides. RefSeq names its product SH3-domain binding protein 2 (gene sh3bp2). The transcript has 14 exons. NCBI's taxonomy places the organism in Eukaryota, Metazoa, Chordata, Chondrichthyes, Orectolobiformes, Hemiscylliidae. The coding region runs from base 150 to 2375 and encodes 741 amino acids. Gene Ontology annotation, molecular function: SH3 domain binding. Gene Ontology annotation, biological process: signal transduction. The record is from RefSeq and is a predicted model, not a curated record.